AUGGAAGGCAAUACCCCCGAAUUACCACCCGCACAUCGCCUUCCCCCCGAGCUUCUGGCUCGUUUGUUCUUCAUAUAUGCGUCGAAUAAUGAUGCCCUCUACGACCUACGUUGGACCAAAUUACUGUUUGUGUGCAAGCGCUGGCAUGACGUCGGCUUGCAGACUCAAAACCUCUGGAGUUUCAUUGCUUGGAAACCCGUCCCGUCGCCCAUCCGUGCCUUUCUGACAGGCUUAGGUCCUCAGGAAGAAGAUGUUCAACGCAUGAGGCGUAUCGAUGUUCAACGGCAGCGGGCCGAGCACUCCUUGCUCUCAGUGAAGAUCUCUCUUGCGCCACAUCUCUCCCCAGCCAUAUUGGCCUACAUACCCACACUCUGGGAACCGUCUACCCUGCGGUAUUUGGAAGUUAGAGCUGCUCCUGAAUACAUGUCGAAUGUUCUUGAUAUUUUGGCCGGUUGCGAGCAUCCCGCUCUUACGGACUUCCAUAUAUCCCCCUGGAAGCAUCGUCGCGUGCCAGGCUUGCAACCUCCCCCAUCUCUCGACGACGUUCUUACGAGCAAUUUGCCGAAUCUGCGGUCGCUCUCAGUUCUGAGCGUGUCCUUCAACUGGACUCUCGUCAGAAAUUUGCGUACACUAUCCAUCACUUAUCUAACUAGCGACACUGUGACAUUCAACGUCGUAGAUGUCGUCGACGCUCUCAUUCGCUGCCCACAUCUCCAAGAACUCUCUAUGAGACUUCCAACAUCACUUGGACCCAACGUUGCCGUUCUUCCGGCCGCCUCAUUGACUUGCAUCUCUGAGUUGUACAUCGCCGGAGAUGUUGACACGUGCGAUAUCCUCAUACACGCAAUCACAGAUAUCCCACCCUCUGCGAAGAUAACCGUCCUCGGCACUUCCAUUUCUCAGUCCCUCCAAACCUCGCCCAUCUCCUCGAUCGCCUCUUACAUGGGCGCUCACGCGUCACAGGAGGGCGCUCAGGCACUUCGCUCACUCGCGAUCGGAUUUGAAGACCCGUGGAUAAUAGCAGAUGGUCCAGGAUCUGCGCGUCGGCUAGUGUGA
Peniophora sp. CBMAI 1063 is the source of this 1056-nucleotide messenger RNA. The record is from the annotation of a GenBank genome assembly. Lineage: Eukaryota; Fungi; Basidiomycota; Agaricomycetes; Russulales; Peniophoraceae.